This is a messenger RNA of Achroia grisella, 699 nucleotides long. RefSeq lists its product as uncharacterized. The coding region runs from base 1 to 699 and encodes 232 amino acids. The transcript has 7 exons. The record is from RefSeq and is a predicted model, not a curated record. NCBI's taxonomy places the organism in Eukaryota, Metazoa, Arthropoda, Insecta, Lepidoptera, Pyralidae.
AUGCUGGAAGCAUUCAUUAUUUUGACUGAUUCGAUGUAUAAAAAAGGAGAUGGACAAUUAUUUUCGUAUGGAAAGUUCUCACAAACAUAUAUGGAGGGAGCAGACGAAUUAAAACAGUCUACCGACUUAGACGCUACUGAAUUUAACACGAUACUGGCCAAUCAACUAAAUCAAAAUCUAACCAAAACCGCAAGUCCUAGUACACCAAGCAAACUUGCAUCAUAUAUGAAAGAUGUCAUAAACAUAUGUUCAAAUUAUUUGGCACAGUCUGCAGAAUAUAAUAAGGAUAAAGGCCUUGCAUUUAGAUUAUUAGUAAAAUCUAUGCGCACGAAAUCUAAUGAACUACUAUAUCAAAAGGAUGAAAUGAAAAAGACGUAUGGCGAAGCUGCAACUGCACUCGAGAAAGCUAAAGGAUUAGAAACGGACCACGAUGAGCCAAACUUAUCACAGGAGAUACAUUCGUCUCUUUCAAAAUUAAUACAAGGCCAAACUCCAGAUGAAUUAAAAGCUGACAUGACAGAGACAUUGGAUUUAAGUUCUAAAUAUCUCUCCCAGAGUGCUAUUGAUGAACUUGAAAGAGGACCUGUUUUUGAUAUUCUAAUAAAAGAAUUGGAAAAAGAUGGCGCAGAGUAUUUUACGCCUGAAUUUCAAGGUCUAGAAAAUAAAUUCGCUGCAGCAUACUCGUUAGUAUACUGUUAA